CCAGAGAAGAGUGUUUAGUUCCAGUUGUAGUUAGCUCUUGAAUAGAUACCCAAGGUAAACGAAGUUCCAUAUGAAAAUGAAAGUAUUUCUGCUGAUAUUAUUGUUGAUAAGUAUAAUCGCGACAGCAUUUUCGGGAAGCAUCAAUCGAGAUAUGUGUAGUCAACCCGCACAAGCUGGACGUUGUUUCGCAUACAUGGAAAGAUAUCACUAUAAAUCCGACAUCAACGAAUGCAUGAAAUUCAUUUAUGGUGGUUGCGGUGGGAAUAAUAAUAAUUUCAUGACCAGAGAAGCGUGUGAAGUAGCCUGUAAAGUGUAAAACUUCCAUUUGAUUUGCUUUUAUUUCUGUACUAAACAAAAUGUAAAUAAAGGCCUUUUUGAGUAGUGA
This is a messenger RNA of Hermetia illucens (black soldier fly), 385 nucleotides long. Its product is annotated as PI-stichotoxin-She2a-like. The transcript has 2 exons. The record is from RefSeq and is a predicted model, not a curated record. Gene Ontology annotation, molecular function: serine-type endopeptidase inhibitor activity. NCBI's taxonomy places the organism in Eukaryota, Metazoa, Arthropoda, Insecta, Diptera, Stratiomyidae. Bases 71 to 316 code for a protein of 81 amino acids.